AUGGCAUUAUCAUCCCAUCCACAAGAGCCCCCUGAGACACUGAAGGGGCAAAUGGAGACCUGUACUGGUCUCCGAGACAACUCUCUGCUAUUGGAAGCCACACAGGUUCUUCUUGGGCAUUCGUCCCAGGCAGCUGUGGUGCCUUCUAAACGCCAACAUGUUUCUGGAAACACCUCUCGAAGGGGCAAAAGUGGAUUCAAUUCGAAGAGUGGACAACGGGGCGCUGUUCUUACCAAUCUGGAAAAGUUGAAAGAGAUGAAGAAUGAAAAGCCUGAGGAGGAGCAGAGCUGCACCUCUGUGAGGAAAGAUGAGACGAACGUCAAGACGGAGUCUGAGGCAGGCGCAGAUGCUGCUGCUGAGGGGAGCAUCCUGCUGGAGGACGACGACAAUGAGGAUUGA
Arvicola amphibius (Eurasian water vole) is the source of this 399-nucleotide messenger RNA. RefSeq names its product heterogeneous nuclear ribonucleoproteins C1/C2-like. The record is from RefSeq and is a predicted model, not a curated record. The transcript is spliced from 3 exons. Bases 1 to 399 code for a protein of 132 amino acids. Lineage: Eukaryota; Metazoa; Chordata; Mammalia; Rodentia; Cricetidae.